Messenger RNA from Laetiporus sulphureus 93-53, 1113 nucleotides. RefSeq lists its product as uncharacterized. Lineage: Eukaryota; Fungi; Basidiomycota; Agaricomycetes; Polyporales; Laetiporaceae. The record is from RefSeq and is a predicted model, not a curated record. The coding region runs from base 344 to 997 and encodes 217 amino acids. The transcript is spliced from 5 exons.
AAGACGUCUUUUCCAGUAUGACUGACAUGAGGCUUGCCGAGUCAAGCUCUUCUCAACAACUCUCAGAUUCGAGUAAUAGCAAGAAGCGUUUAGAAGCCAAGAUCCUCGGUGACCAUCUUGAACGUGCGGCAAGAUGUGCACCUGUUGAAAAGAGACGCGUCAUACUCGAUUGGCUUCAAUAUGUGUCGGCUGAAGUAUUACUGAAUGAUGGUGCCAUUGAGAGUCAAGAUUCGCCGAGCAACUCAGACGAGAGCAAGGUUCCACAACCCGUGUUCGGGAAGCCCAUGCCAGGAGGCCUUUCUCUGACUGAUCUCAGGAGGCUCAUCUCCUUGUCUCCUGUAAGAUGACAUCCGUUAUCGAGGCCCAAGUCUCUACGGAACUCAAGAAAACGUUAUGUGCCAUGCAAGAAUACUACUCAGAUGAAUGUGCUGGGAAUGCGGAGGAGCAGCUACGUCUCGCGUAUGCGCUCCCAGAACGGAUACGAGCGCAGCAAGAAAGAAUAUUGCAAGAGCGAUCUGCUGUCCAAGACGCUCAAGCUCAGAUACACCAACUAGUAACCGAAAUCAACGAGAUUCAUCCUCGCCUGCAAGAACAACUAGUGGAAGCCCUGACGACCCUGCCACCGCUUCUAAAUGAAACUCGGGCCACACAAGCCGACGUUCUAUCCGCGACCAUUGAGGCCAGCCUCCUCAAGCUCUCUCUCAUCCGCACGCGCGCAUACAACGCAUUGUAUGGCUACAUUUCACGGUCAGACCCAGACUGCACGAUGAACAAUGCACUCCUCGCUGCACAUGAGAAACUCUUUGCAAAGCAGCGCGAACAGGAAGAAGAAGAGCGUGCUCUAGACGCACGCAUAGCGGAAUAUGAUAACUUAAUGCUCCUUGUGGGUGGAGGAGAGGGCGGGUUCGCGCAGAUUGUCGAAGAUAUGGCUCGAGUGAAGAAGGAGACGGAAGAAUGUAGGAGGGACCUAUGCAGGUUGGGAUGGACUGGGGAUUAAGCAUCCUAACAAAACAGCAUUAUCACACCAUACAGAACGGCCCGUCAUCCGUCAAACCUUGCGCCAAAACGCUCGUGCGCAAUAUUCACGCUCAACAGCGUACUAUGUCGGACAGA